Molecule: messenger RNA, 702 nt
Organism: Fonticula alba
Lineage: Eukaryota; Rotosphaerida; Fonticulaceae
Exons: 2
Source: RefSeq, a predicted model, not a curated record
AUGCGCCCCGCCGGGUGGCUCUCUUCCGUGGGAGGCUGGCUGGCCGCCGGGCGGGCAUCGCCGGCUGCCCGGGGCUCCGUCGCCUCCGGCCGCCGAGCCGUCGCCUCGUUGGCGGCCGGCGCCGGCCACACGCACCUGACUGCGCCUCAAGCCCCCACGGCCGGGGGCCGGGCCGAGGUCCUGCCCGCCGGGCCGGGGGCCGAUCUCCGGCACAUAGGGCGCCCGACGGACCGGGGGCUCUUUGCCAGGGAGCUGGCGGCCCUGCUGCCGGCCGACCUUCCCCAGCGAGAGAUUGCGGCCCGUCUCGCGGCCCCCGGCGAGUGGCCGGCCGCCGCGGGGCCCGACCCCCGGGCCAUCGGCCAGCCGGACACCCUGGCGCUGUUGGCCUGGGCCGAUGCCCCGGCCCGGGCCAGUGCCCCGGACCAGUGGCGCACCGCUCGGCAGGAGGGCCUGGUGGAUCUGCGCGGGGACCCGGCCCUGCUGGAUGGCAGCCCGGUCCUCCGGUCCCCCGGGGCCCUGCAGGCCAGCCCCUCUUGGGACCGGCCGCUGUCGGCGGCCGGGCAUGAGCGCCUCCUCCGCGCCCUCGAAGAGUGCUGCCUGCACGAGGUGCCCAUGGCCUACAUCGUGGGGGUGCAGUUCUUCUGGUACUGGCCCUUCGCCGUCAAUCGGGCCACGCUCAUCCCCCGGCCGGACAGCGAACUG